This is a messenger RNA of Panthera uncia (snow leopard), 1067 nucleotides long. RefSeq names its product glutamate receptor 3-like. Bases 1 to 648 code for a protein of 215 amino acids. The record is from RefSeq and is a predicted model, not a curated record. Lineage: Eukaryota; Metazoa; Chordata; Mammalia; Carnivora; Felidae. The transcript is spliced from 5 exons.
AUGGGCGGGAACAUAGGCACUGGGAAGCUGGAAGAAGAGAAGAGGCAGAAGAAAAUGGGGCAAAACGUGCUCCGGGCGGUCUUCCUUUUAGUCCUGGGGCUUUUGGGUCAUUCUCACGGAGGAUUCCCCAACACCAUCAGCAUCGGUGGACUUUUCAUGAGAAACACGGUGCAGGAGCACAGCGCUUUCCGCUUUGCCGUGCAGUUAUACAACACCAACCAGAACACCACGGAGAAGCCCUUCCAUUUGAAUUACCACGUAGAUCACUUGGAUUCUUCCAAUAGUUUUUCUGUGACUAAUGCUUUCUGCUCCCAGUUCUCAAGAGGGGUGUACGCCAUCUUUGGAUUCUAUGACCAGAUGUCAAUGAACACUCUGACCUCCUUCUGUGGGGCCCUGCACACAUCCUUUGUGACGCCCAGCUUCCCCACUGAUGCAGAUGUGCAGUUUGUCAUCCAGAUGCGCCCAGCCUUGAAGGGCGCUAUUCUGAGUCUGCUGGGUCACUACAAGUGGGAGAAGUUUGUGUACCUCUACGACACAGAAAGAGAAAUAGAAAAUACUCCUAAAAUUCAUAUGGAACUACAAAGGACUCCAGAUAGUCAAAGCAAUCUUGAGCAAGAAGAACAAAGCUGGAGGCAUCACACUUCCUGAUUUCAAAACAUAUUACAAAGCUAUAGUCAGUAAAACCAGUAUGGUACUGGCAUAAAAACAAACAUAUCAACCAACAGAACAGAAUAAAGAGCCCAGAAACGAACUCAUGCAUGUGUAGUCAACUGAUCUUUGCCAAGGGUGUCAAGAACACACAAUGGGGAAAGGAGAGUUUCUUCAACAAAUGAUGUUGAGACAACUAGAUAUCCACGUGCAAAAGACUGAAAUUGGAUCCUUAUCUUAUACCAUACAUAUAAACCAACUCCAAAUGGAUUAAAGAUUUAAACAGAAUGGGCGCCUAGGUGGCUCUGUUGGUUAAGUGUCCGAUUCUUGAUUUUGGCUCAGGUCAUGAUAUCAGGGUUCAUGAGAUCAAGCCCCACAUCGGGCUCUGUGCUAACGGUGCAGAGCUCACUUGGGAUUCU